This is a messenger RNA of Sinocyclocheilus grahami, 1638 nucleotides long. Its product is annotated as potassium voltage-gated channel subfamily G member 3-like. The transcript has a single exon. The record is from RefSeq and is a predicted model, not a curated record. Lineage: Eukaryota; Metazoa; Chordata; Actinopteri; Cypriniformes; Cyprinidae. Gene Ontology annotation, molecular function: delayed rectifier potassium channel activity. Gene Ontology annotation, biological process: potassium ion transmembrane transport; action potential. The coding region runs from base 44 to 832 and encodes 262 amino acids. Gene Ontology annotation, cellular component: voltage-gated potassium channel complex; membrane.
AAGGAGGAACAAGUGAAAGUAAUUUUUUGUAGUAAUCAACAUAAUGCCACAAAUACUGUCAGUUGAGCUUAACUUACAUGCACCCAGAAAUUAUAAUUGUGAUCAUAUCUCUCUUAUACCCUCUAACGCUCUCUUUUUAAUUUUCUUUCCAUACCUCUUUCUCUCUGUUCUCCCCAUCUCUCACAGGAUCAUCGAGGCAGUAUGCAUUGGCUGGUUCACUGCCGAAUGCAUAGUGCGCUUCAUUGUCUCACGGGACAAAUGUGAGUUUGUGCGCCGCCCCCUUAACAUUAUUGACUUCCUGGCGAUCACACCUUACUACGUGUCUGUCGCUGUGACAGCGCUAACAGGAGAAAACCCUCAACUACAGCGUGCAGGAGUCACCCUGCGUGUACUACGAAUGAUGCGCAUCUUUUGGCUAAUCAAGCUGGCGCGCCACUUCCUCGGGCUGCAGACGCUCGGGCUGACGCUGCGCAGGUGCUACCGCGAAAUGGUCAUGCUGCUGGUGUUCGUCUGCGUCGCGAUGGCGAUAUUCAGCGCCCUGGCACAGCUGUUGGAGCACGGCCUUGACCUGGAGACUAGCAAUGAGGACUACGCCAGCAUCCCGGCAGCCUGCUGGUGGGUUAUUAUCUCCAUGACGACCGUCGGCUAUGGAGACAUGUACCCCAUCACCAUUCCGGGACGCGUGCUGGGUGGCGUGUGCGUUGUGAGUGGCAUUGUGCUGCUGGCUCUGCCCAUUACCUUUAUCUACCACAGCUUUGUGCAGUGCUACCACGAACUCAAAUUCCGCUCAGCACGCUGCGUGCGAAGUCUCUCUUCUGAGUUUCUCAACUAACUGUAGCAUAGAUCGUCCUGAGAACCUGCUGGUCUUCAGCGUAGUAACAUCACCUGCUCUUCUGUGCCUUUAUGCUGAACCAAGAUCUGAAAUAUAACGAAGGAACGCGCUACUUCUGAUGUGGAAAAAUCAGCAUUUAGACUCUCUUUGCGAACCUGUUAUAUCCAAAUAAUAACACAAGUACCUCUGUACUCAAGGACACAUUCUGGAAUUCAUUGAUUUUAGACAAUACAGGCAUCUGAAGCAAUUCUGACUUACAGAAUAAGACAAAAGAGACAAAUCCCCAGCUCAAAGUGGAAAGUGCACAAUAAAGCAUUACAAUCCAAAGGAAAUACUUUAGCCAAUGUUUGUGUUGUAAACCCCUUCCUGUGUGAACGAACAAAACCGAUAGAACGGCAUUUCCCUUGUAUGAAAUGAACAACUGUGGCAUUUGACGACUACAGAUGGCCAGACUGCCUGGAACGGGCAUCUGGCGGGACCUUGUGUCCUGACAGUGCUCCAGCCUAUAAGGAGCUUACACGAAUUCUCAUGUUUCCAUGGAGAGGUCCCUCCGACUUGUUAAAUCAUUAAUUCAGCUCCCAAUAAAAUAGUAAAGCAAGAGGAACUAAAGUGAAAGGUUUUAAAAUGGCCAAAUAGCGCAAAUACUGUGAAAAGGCCUGCUCACACUAAGGGCGGUAACUGUAAUAAUAACAAUAAAGAUAAGUCCCCCUGCAGUCACUAAUUUUAUCUCUUAAAACUCCUUUUUAAUAGCAAAAUUAUAAUUUUCCCCCAUGAAAAUAUAUUUUAUCUUAAAAUGGCUUGAAUAU